UUCCAUGUGAUUCAACGGUUUACGGGUUUAUCAUUGAAAUUAUAACUUAAAUAACGGCGAAAAUAUAGGUUGAAGUACGCGGCCACAUUCCGAGACGAUAAUACUCACAGGGAAUGUGACUUUUGUUGUAAAAUGAGUGAUGUUUACAACACGUGAGCGCUCUCUGGCCGACAUCGUGUCUCUCGUGUUUACAAGUGCGUCCGCUUAGGCUUUUCUCGGUCUUUGUGGAAUUUAUCUUCUGGCACAUAAACACGCGUCAAAAUGGUGCGAGUGAAUGCCCUUGCAGAUGCUCUCAGAAGCAUAAACAAUGCUGAGAAGCGAGGAAAGAGACAGGUUCUCAUCAGACCCUGCUCAAAGGUCGUAGUCAAAUUUCUGACGGUGAUGAUGAGGCAUGGUUACAUUGGAGAAUUUGAGAUUGUUGAUGACCAUAGGGCUGGCAAGAUUGUAGUAAACCUCACUGGUCGUCUCAUUAAGUGUGGUGUCAUCUCUCCACGUUUUGAUGUAACCAUCAAUUCCAUUGAGAAGUGGACUAACAAUUUGCUUCCAUCUCGUCAGUUUGGCUACAUUGUCUUGACAACUUCUGGUGGAGUUAUGGAUCACGAAGAAGCCAAGAGGAAGCAUCUUGGAGGAAAGAUCCUGGGAUUCUUCUUCUAAAUAAAUUUAUGAAAGAAGA
Messenger RNA from Penaeus vannamei (Pacific white shrimp), 673 nucleotides. Its product is annotated as small ribosomal subunit protein uS8A. Gene Ontology annotation, biological process: translation. Gene Ontology annotation, cellular component: cytosolic small ribosomal subunit; ribosome. NCBI's taxonomy places the organism in Eukaryota, Metazoa, Arthropoda, Malacostraca, Decapoda, Penaeidae. Gene Ontology annotation, molecular function: structural constituent of ribosome. The record is from RefSeq and is a predicted model, not a curated record.